AUGAACUUUUUGGACGGUGACACAAAUGCCAUGAUAGCAAUCGUUGUCGCACGCGUCACUACCGGUGUAAGAUCCCAGCCGGCACCCGAGCAAGCAAAGGCUAAGCAUUCUACGACAGGUGACGGUGCACAGCCAAAAUGCGGGCGAUGCGAACAUGCCAAAAAGCAAUGCGUCUAUGAAACUGGACGACGAUUCAGGCGGUCGUCCAUCCAGGAAACCUUCAGCGAGAGCCAGCCCUGGGUUUCUAUGCCUCCUCGCAUACAAUUCUUGGAUGAAUCAAAUGAGAUUCGAUCGCAGUACUCAGAUGAAGCACACUACCCAUUUCAUAGUCCUCCUGCUGCGCAAGGCUUCUCACCACAAGCCCAUUGUUCUAUAAACGGCGGCAACCACACAGGUACGCCGCCGACUUCUGUCAUCACGCCUACGGAAGGACUCACAGUCUUGUCGCUGCUGAAUUCUGAAUCUCCGGCCCAGUCUCAUACUCCUGGCAUCUCCCCGCCGUAUGAUCAUCAUAUACCAUCCAACAAGUCACAGCCACAUGAGCCUCGUACGUUCGUCUAUCAGCAGGCACCGGGUGAGCCUAUCCUCUGGCCGCUCGAACAUGAGCAGGAGGCCAUGUUGCUACAGCACUACAUCGAGAAUGUAGCGUUGUUCUUUGACAUGAUCGACAAUGAGUGCCACUUUGCAGUGCAUGUUGUACAGAGAGCGAAGAAGGACAGCACUUUGAUGAACGCAAUCUUGGCUUUAUCUGCACGUCAGCUUAGCCGGACCACAGAUUUCGACCCAUACAUUGCAGAUGCAUACUACCAACGGUGCUUCGAUACGUUGAUCCCAGCGCUCAACGACAACCGUGUCGCCAUGAAGGAUGAGUCUUUACUUGCAGCGACCAUUAUCCUACGACUCCUUGAAGAGAUGAACAUCUCCAUCGUCGGUAAUGACCCGCAAGGGCAUCUGUUUGGAACCCAAGCGAUCAUACGUGCAGCUGAACAGUCGUACGCUGCGACAACCGGGCCAAGCUUCCGACAGGCUAUCUACUGGGCUGCCUUCCGCCAGGAGUUAUGGAUCUCUCUAAUGACACAGCGUGCCUUUCAACUGCACAUCUUCCCAGCUGACCGAUCACUCGAGCCCGCCAACGACUCAAUUUGGGCGACACGCACCAUCGCCCAUCUAGGUGACGUGUGCAACUUCGCGUUUGGGGAAGACAGGCAUAGCAUCUCGCGCUACAGCCAGCUCAUGGACGAGAAUAGGUCUUGGAGGACACGUCGACCUGACAGCUUCGAUCCCUUCUACUACCGACAAGAUCGAGAUGGCAGCGGCAGAAACUUUCCAGACAUCCGGCUGCAUGAGAAGUCACAUGUGAUGGGCACACAGUACAACACACUCGCUCACAUGCUUUUGGUCGUGCAUGACCCCACAAUUCCGCAGCUUGGUCCGGCGCACAAACAGUCCCGUGCCGUCGUCGACAGAAUGGUCCAAGAAGACGUUCGAACGCUUUGCGGUGUUGCGCAGUCGAAUGGAAAGUUUUUUCCCUGCAAGUUCGUUGCUUGCUUUGCCAUCGCGCUGGUAGGUGAUCGCUUCCCUAUGCGAGAGGAUCAGGAACGAUUGCGCGAUCUCUGGUAUGCUUGUGAACGUUCGCAUGGCUUCCCACCAACAGCAACGAUCCAACAACUUGAAGAAUCAUGGCGCUGGCACAACCACUGA
Molecule: messenger RNA, 1701 nt
Organism: Macroventuria anomochaeta
Lineage: Eukaryota; Fungi; Ascomycota; Dothideomycetes; Pleosporales; Didymellaceae
Exons: 4
Coding region: 1-1701 (566 amino acids)
Biological process (GO): positive regulation of transcription by RNA polymerase II
Cellular component (GO): nucleus
Molecular function (GO): zinc ion binding; DNA-binding transcription factor activity, RNA polymerase II-specific; transcription cis-regulatory region binding
Source: RefSeq, a predicted model, not a curated record